UAAAAGCUUGAAAAAUUGACGAAAUUGAGAGCUGACUCUUUUAAAGCUGACUCUGUAGUGUUUAAUUUUUUUGUGUGGACCGUUUUUAUCAAUUUUAUUUUUCAAAAUGAUUUCUGAUCAUUCAGAUGACGAGGAUAAUUCAAUUUGUGGUGUUCCUCGCUACGUACAAUUCAGUGAUUCAACGGACAAGGAAGAAACUCACAAACAGCGUGUUAUUAAUACUCUACCUUUGUAUAUAUCUAAUGAUAUAAAGAUAACAGUCAAUAUCUACGUUUUGAUCAGAGAAAUGAAGAAACCAUUACCCAUCACGAUUCGAAAAAGAGAUAACGAGAUCCUGAAAAAAGAAACAAUAUGGAAACGUGUUGACACUAAUGUUCCUGUUGAAUCAGAAAAUGUCAAACCUACGACUACUAUUGCCGGUGAACAGAUUGCUAUGGAGAAAGAAGAUUUAGCUAAUAUGAAAAACGAUGAAAUUGGUUUUCGGUUAAUUGGCUUCAAACCUAAGCCAGCUAUCAAAGUCUAUCAUUAUGUCAGUCCGGGCUAUUUUAUUUACCCCAAUGAAAGUGAAGUCAAAGGAAGUACCAAGUUAUAUAGUGCUCUUCACAAUAGAUGUUUGGCGAACGAUGUAGUUGCCAUUGUGAAAGGAGUCAUACGUAAAUCAUCAACACCUCGCUUAAUGGCUCUUGUUCCUGUUGAUGAUGAAUUUCUGCAAGGAUUUUACGUCUUUGUUUUACCUUUUGCCGAUGAUCUGCGACCAGUUGCUGUGCCUACAUUGUUUCGAUAUGAGGAUGCCAAACUUAAAAAUGCUAUGAGUGCUGUCAUAGAAAGAUUAACCAGAGUCUAUUCUCCUGACGAAAUUAAAAAUCCUGUCCUGCAGAAGUUUUGGGCUUAUAUCCAAGCUUUAGCGUCAAAUGCUAGUGACGCUAAAACGGUAACCGAUAUGACGGAUCCCGGUUUUCACUUUUGUGAUUCAACCAUUUCAAAGCUAGCAGCAGAAAUACAGAUGAGAUUGCCAAAGGAAAAUAAACCCAAAAACGAACCAGAUGUCCAUGAAUCUUGGAAGAAAGGAGAGCUUGAAAAAGUCAAAGUACAAACAAUGAAGGAUUACAUCCAAGAAAAAGGAUUAAACAUACCUACUUCGCAGCGUAAAGCUGAUUUAAUAAUCGCAUUGAGCAAAUAUUUUAAACAAUUAGAGAAAAUGUAAUUUCAAUGCUUUACUGGCGCCAUAACGCGAAUCUCAAACAUGAAUGGAAAACAAAAGUUGACUCACUUUUUUCCUGCAUAAGUUUCAAAAUUUACAUAUUUUUUCACAUUCAUUUCACAUUUGUAAAAGCAAUCUAAAUUUCAAUAUUUUUUGUUUCUAAACUGAUACUACUUAUGUUUUUUAUAAAACGAAAAUUAAUACUCAACUUUGUAGAUUUUUAUUGGA
Tetranychus urticae (two-spotted spider mite) is the source of this 1429-nucleotide messenger RNA. It is a transcript of the gene Irbp, whose product is annotated as Inverted repeat-binding protein. NCBI's taxonomy places the organism in Eukaryota, Metazoa, Arthropoda, Arachnida, Trombidiformes, Tetranychidae. Gene Ontology annotation, molecular function: telomeric repeat DNA binding; double-stranded DNA binding; DNA helicase activity. Gene Ontology annotation, cellular component: Ku70:Ku80 complex. Gene Ontology annotation, biological process: telomere maintenance; double-strand break repair via nonhomologous end joining. The record is from RefSeq and is a predicted model, not a curated record.